ACUCCAUUGGAGAGCUGAUCUUGUGCGAUCAUUCAAGAUGAGUUUUUCACUGCGUGGAUGGACGUGGAGCCAGCAAAAUGCACCACAGAUAGAUGACAUCCGUUGGGUCUGUUCGGGCGGUAAUACCAAUGCGGGUGAGAGCGGAAGAGACACGGUCGUAGGUGUUGAAACACGGGUAAGGGUCCGUUUCUUGAAGGAAAGGUCGCGUUACUCCGGACUCCUGCGCUUGGGUCUCGAAUUGCUUCCGCUCCAGCCGCUCUCGAAUUUGCUACCUCGACCAAAUUUGGGAGGAUUGGGUGUUGGCGAGAUGAACAAGUUCAAUUUGCCGCGGCGAAACAUUCAGAAGGAGAGGCGGGCCAAGCGGGCGGAGAAACGGAAACGUAGAUCCAGCGCUGCGACGUUGAGGGUGUCCUCCGGGAAGGCCCUCGCGAGCAUUUCUGGGAAGAAGGCACGCAAGCUUCAGAAGCGAUGGCGGCAGGUUGGUUUCGGUCAUACCGGUAUCAGGGUUCGCACCAGUGGAAUAGAUCAUAUUAUUUUUCGUCACGUCAAAGCGAAGGCACAGAAAGAGGCUCUACAGUCUGGUUUGGUCACGAUGCAUGAUAUUGAGAUGAUGGCUAUUGAUGAAGAAGGUGGAGGUAACCAAGGAUCAUUACAGCCAAAGCUACCUGAAUUGCGGAGAGCCUUUCUCAUGAAGAAGCGUGCUAAACUGAGGUUGAAGAGCUCUUCGUCUAAAGGAGUAAGCAGGAAAACGAGUCGGCGGUGAAAGUGUUGGGAACCCCACUGCGGUGAUAGAAAGCGCAGAAGCAAUGAUACAAUGAAACAGUUGGCCUCUGCCUGAUAGCAGGGUUCCUUGCUUUUUUAAUCAAGUAAAUACUUUAUUAUUGUCUGAGGAUUUGUUCGAAGAAUCCUACAGUUGGAAAAUGGCCAUUGUAUCAGUUAGAGAAAAACAUACUCCAUCUCCUGCAAACAUUUGUGCUACUAUUACUUAGUGUAGAAGAGGGUAUCGUGUUAGAUGAGCGCAAUUUCAAAAAGACGAAGAGGUGGCCGAUCACAACAAUUUCCUGGUGCAUAUGUUAUUACUGAUUCAGCAAAGUAAAUUACAGUACUAUCAAAUACCAGUUGAAUAGAGAAACAGUUUCCAGAAAAAUUAUCAAUGGCAUUAAGUUAA
Physcomitrium patens is the source of this 1168-nucleotide messenger RNA. The record is from RefSeq and is a predicted model, not a curated record. Lineage: Eukaryota; Viridiplantae; Streptophyta; Bryopsida; Funariales; Funariaceae.